CGGAUAGCGGGGAUAGGACGUUUUGAUGUUGUCGGAACGCUCCAUCAACCCUUCGUCGGACGGUUCCCGCGGUCUUCGCUUUCCGACAGAUGUUCGGGUCAGCGUCCUUGAUUAUCAAAGGAUUGGAAGGGCUUAGGAGACCUCUCUAUGCUACAAUACGUCUUGGAUAUCGCCGUGGUACAGAGAGCGGAGAGGUCAUGCUGUAUCGAAAGUUGCUGCGAGGAAGGUACAAACGACUUUCAGGACAUGGUGUGGCUGCCUAUGGCUGUCGAAGGCUGGUCGUCAUUACAUACAUGGCGAUGCUGCUGUGACCUUGCUAGCAGCUUCCUAUUCUGAUGGCCACGCUGCAAUCUUACUUUCUAUGCCAUUCGACUUCCCCUCUCUCGACGAACUCUUUUGCAAUUGUUUUGAUCAGUAUGGUAUUGUCCGUCUGAGCAGUUCAACUUUUGGAUAUUUUCAGUAUGGGUAACCAGGCCGCAGAAAGACAAACGGUCCUUUGGGACGACAGUCGGGCUCACUAUUACAAAGUCUGGAAGGAAGCCUGGGAUUCUGGAUACUAUCGCCGAGGUGGCAAGCCUGUCAAACCUACCAUCGAUUUCGACGAAGACCAACUGAAGCGAUGGGAUGACCAGGCGAAAUCCAUCUACAAUCACGUAACCUCAGAUUCCGAUACGUGGAGUGAACAAAGGAGGAGACACCUCGCCAGACUUGACAAUGGUGCCACCAUAGCUGCCGAACGAGCCAUGACUCGAGCCAGCUUGCAGUCGUCAUCGGAACUCGAUCGUUCUGAUAGCAGUGCCAGGCAAAAACGAGGCAACCCUUCAGGUCCGCAGCCACGCAACCCUGCCUCCUGGGUCCGAACAACGCGACGGUACAAACCAGGCCAUGGCUUGCUGAACAAAACUUUGCGUAGCUCGACUCCAACCCGAAUACCUGGACCGCUUGAUCGCCGUGGCCGAAACACUGGACCCGGAAAAGCUCGAGAUCCUUCCGAUGAAUCGACAACGGAGACAUAUGGGGCUUUGCCUUCCUCAUACAGAAAAUUGCGAAAAGCGAAAUCUUUGUUCUCGCCAGGUACGCAUUGGGAAAGAAGUCAACACAGCUCAUGGUCAAGUCCUCGGGCCACGGCGCGAACACUUCGAAGCGUCACAAGUUCAGCGGUUCUUCCGACAAACAACCUUCGCAUUCGUCUCAAGCGGUCUCUAACGUUCCUACGUCCCAAGAGCACGCUCACGAUGCGCACAGAGGCUGAGCGUGAAUGGGGUGGUCGUGAAGAGGCGGUACAAAUGGCACGAGCUCAAUUCCUUGAUGAAUUGGAGCACCAAAGGCUGCAAGAGAGGGAAUCGACGCCGAUCAAGAUGAAGUUGAAGAUAUAUCACAAACUCGGAGCUACGACAAACAAGCCUGAUCAGUCUCAGAAGCUGGAAGGUUCACCGGCCGGAUCUGGUAGUCUACCUCGAUCCCCAGAUAGGUGUUCAACCAAAAGGUCAUUCUCAGCUUCUCUCCGCAAACGAUUUCGGAAGGUAUUGGGUAAGUCCACCACAACUAAGGACACUAUCCCGCCGCAGCAGCUCGAGGCUCGAAGAAGCCAUUACUUGGACUUGGAAGAUAAUACUGGCCAACCGAGCGGCUUCGACUCCUAUGUUGUAUCAGAUGCAACACAAACCGUGCCGCCCAGCGUGUACCUCCCAUUGAGUUCAGAAUAUGAUGCGGUGGAAGACCUUGACAAGUUUUCAGAAACCCUACAUUCAGUCGCAAGCCGAGAAUCACUUCAUUCGAAUGCUCGCUCCCGUGUAACGAGCUGGACGGACUCCACCAUGACCGGCUCCAUCGGGCUGCGAUCUGGGCCAAUUGACCGGAACAGAUUAUCGGUCAUCAAGGAGGACGGUGGCCCUCACCAGCCUUCUUCCUCAGCAGGCCGGCACAUUGGGGGCGUGGAGGUCUUCAGAGAGCCGUUGCAAUCCGUGUCGAAUGACGGCCGUGUUCUGCCUCCGGUGGACAGCCAGCGUGUGUAUUCAGCUUUGAUCAAACGCAUUAGCCAAGAAGAAGAUGAGAUGGAAAGGACCAGAGUCGCACUGGAAGCGAUCAACGAGACCAGUACAAAGCCCACGAUCAACUUUGACAGACCGACAAUUCGGGCGGUGCGUAGCGACCCGUCUCUGGCUGACCGCGUUAGCCUGGCGCCGGAUGAUCAGCACAGAGAAUUCAGUCUUACAUCGUAUUCACGGCGUGAAACGGAGAAUGCAACGAACUCCGGCGAAGAUGAACACCAUGUCGAAAAACGAAGGGAUCGAUUGGCCAUGCAGGAAUCACAGUCAAGUUUUUUCCCUUUCUCCCUGGAGAAGAAUCCUGGUGCUCCGAGUCCAUUCAAGAAGUUGCUUAGAGAGAAACGAUUCCACGGAUCCAGCACCAAUUGGACCAAUAGAUCGGAAACGGACAGCAGCAGCGUCAUCGUGAAAUCUAAAGCGACGAGUUCUAUGAUGAAUCGUCCUCGCUUUGGCUUCAGCAGCGAAAGUAUUUACUCGCGAACAACCAAUGGCGGUAUCAACGAACAAUACAUUUCACCAAUUGGGAGUUCGGACGACCUUGGCAAUAUGAGUUACCCGGAACGUGCUGGGAUGGCGACAAUUUUCCCUGUGGAAGGUGCACGCUCCCUCUCGGACGGCACGAUCCACCCAGGUGUAGGAAAGGCCCAGGUUCCGGAAUGGAAUCCUUGGUCAGAAACACUGAAUGCAAUGACGUUGGGAGAAGCAAAUCAAACAUGCAGCCACACGCGGGAGCAGGCACAGAUCGACUCGGAACACGAGAUCAAACCUGUUCAGCAUAACGGUCGCCGGCUCUCGUCCAAUUCGGCUACUGCCACAAACAACGAUCACUGCCCUCUGUUGGGUUUGAGGACAGUGCCCAGCAGCAACACUCCUAAGGCAAAAAGCACGAUCAGUGUCCGGAAAAGCCGUAAGGUCUUUAUAGAAGACUCUGGGGCAAAUGCACUUAGCAGUAUCUCCAACAAGGCCAACGAUGACAGUAGGGCCAACAGCAGUUUGAGGAAGUUAAGCCCAAGCAAUCUCGGCAAAUUGCUAAAGGAGAAGAAGAGUCACAUUUCAAUCCGGAAAGACCGUGCAGACAAGGAAAACAUACCAACUGAAGAGAAUGAUUCCCCGCCUGUGUCUACUCCUGGACGGCCACAGUUACAAUUUCGCGCCGGAAAUACAACUGGGCGGCUGAGGAAAAGAGCCAGUAAGAUGGCUUUCAAUUCUCAGAGAGGACCAUACUCGACGCCUCAGAGCGCUCCAAAAUCGAUUUCGACAACUCCAAGCCGUUUCGAGGACAGCCCAUGUGAAAAGGUGAAGGACCAGCUGGUCGCCCGGCUCAGUCGGCCCUUCAACAUGGAGGUCCCUCCUCAUAACCGCCCAUUUGACAGCACUUAUCUGGGGAAGAGGACGCCGGGCCACCCUGACACCAUGGGAGAUCCUCGUCUCAGCGUCGCCCGGCCUGUAGCGGAAGUCUCUGAAGGGUUGCUUUUGCCGAGUCAGCAUGACUCAAGCGCAGUGAAAGCGACUGACCUGCAAUGGGGAACGCUGCCUGUGGGCCGUAGUGCUUCCAAGGUAUUGGGCAUGUUCGGCAGUAAGAGGAUGGUCAGCAACUUCUUGAAAAGCCGGAAGAUUUCAAAAAGUACCAGCGAGGAUGGCCAAAGUGUGCAUGGGGGAAGUCCUGCUUUCAUCUGAGACGACCUGUGAACGAACGUAUAUGUAUGCAGCGCAAAGCAUCGGACAGCAUUGGAUUAAGCCUGGUUGAGAGGCUCAAGGAAUCACCCUUCGUUUUCAAUGUAGCAUGGGACUGUGCGGAGUGCAUUGCAGACUUUGGGCUUCAGGAGAGCAAUAGCAAUAACCAAGAUGAUAUAGAG
This is a messenger RNA of Exophiala xenobiotica, 3904 nucleotides long. RefSeq lists its product as uncharacterized. The coding region runs from base 462 to 3725 and encodes 1087 amino acids. The record is from RefSeq and is a predicted model, not a curated record. Lineage: Eukaryota; Fungi; Ascomycota; Eurotiomycetes; Chaetothyriales; Herpotrichiellaceae. The transcript has a single exon.